AUGCUGCCUAGCGAUCAAACUUCAUACUUUUACAUCACACGUUCCACUGAUAAUCCCAUCCCAGUAACAAAAACAGAAGAUGAUACGUACGUUGCAAUGGCCAGGAACUGUAAUACCGGAUACCUGAAUGACAAUCCCAUGCUUUAUUUAGAGCACGGCGUCAACGGCUGCAACCGCCGCGACUACAUCGAAAACAACAACUACAACAAUAGCAGCGACAACAACAACGACGACAUUAAAAACAACAGCCUCAACGCCAUCAGUAAGAAGAAUAACUUCUCGUCCCCCAUCUCAACAGUCCUCAUUUCGUUCGAAAUCACGCAACCAACCAAGCCACUUGACUCUUGGUGA
Helobdella robusta is the source of this 351-nucleotide messenger RNA. RefSeq lists its product as hypothetical. The transcript is spliced from 2 exons. The coding region runs from base 1 to 351 and encodes 116 amino acids. The record is from RefSeq and is a predicted model, not a curated record. NCBI's taxonomy places the organism in Eukaryota, Metazoa, Annelida, Clitellata, Rhynchobdellida, Glossiphoniidae.